CUCCCCUCAUUGGCUCCCCCGCCCCCGCCUGCCUCCCCCAUAUCGCCACCGCGCCCGCGCCAUAAAUCAAGCGAGCGCAGCUCCACUUGAACGCCGCACCUCACCGCACCGCACGCCUCCCCUGCCACGCCGCCGUGUCAGCGUAGGAAGGAAGAGCGAGCGUUUGUUGUCGCAGCGGCGGCGGCGGCGGCGGCCGGCACGGCAAGAUGAUCACGGGCACGGACUUCUACCACGUCAUGACGGCGAUGGUGCCGCUGUACGUGGCGAUGAUGCUCGCGUACGGGUCCGUCAAGUGGUGGCGGAUCUUCACGCCGGACCAGUGCUCCGGGAUCAACCGCUUCGUGGCGCUCUUCGCCGUGCCGCUGCUGUCCUUCCACUUCAUCUCCAGCAACAACCCCUACACCAUGAACCUCCGCUUCAUCGCCGCCGACACCCUGCAGAAGCUCAUCGUGCUCGCGCUGCUCACCCUCUGGAGCCACCUCUCCCGCAACGGCUCCCUCGAGUGGACCAUCACCCUCUUCUCCCUCUCCACGCUGCCCAACACCCUCGUCAUGGGCAUCCCGCUCCUCAAGGGCAUGUACGGCGACGAGUCCGGCAGCCUCAUGGUGCAGAUCGUGGUGCUGCAGUGCAUCAUCUGGUACACGCUCAUGCUCUUCAUGUUCGAGUACCGCGGCGCCAGGAUCCUCAUCACCGAGCAGUUCCCCGACACCGCCGGCGCCAUCGCCUCCAUCGCCGUCGACCCCGACGUCAUGUCGCUCGACGGCAGGAGGGACAUGAUCGAGACGGAGGCGGAGGUCAAGGAGGACGGCAAGAUUCACGUCACCGUCCGCCGCUCCAACGCCUCACGCUCCGACAUCUACUCGCGCCGGUCCAUGGGGUUCUCCAGCACCACGCCGCGACCCAGCAACCUCACCAACGCCGAGAUCUACUCGCUGCAGUCGUCGCGGAACCCCACGCCCCGGGGCUCCAGCUUCAACCACACCGACUUCUACUCCAUGGUGGGACGCAGCUCCAACUUCGCCGCCGGGGACGCGUUCGGCCCGGUGGUGCGCACCGGGGCCACGCCGCGCCCGUCCAACUACGAGGAGGACAAGGCCGGCAACAACAACAACAGCAGCAACAACAAAUACGGGCAGUACCCGGCGCCCAACCCCGCGAUGGCGGCGCCGCAGAAGCCGGCCAAGAAGGCGGCCAACGGGCAGGCCAAGGGCGAGGACGGCAAGGACCUGCACAUGUUCGUGUGGAGCUCCAGCGCGUCGCCCGUGUCCGACGUGUUCGGCAACGGCACCGAGGCGUACAACGAGGCCGCCGCCAAGGACGUCCGCGUCGCCGCCGCCUCGCCGCGCAAAGCGGACGGCGUGGAGCGUGACGAGUUCAGCUUCGGGAACAAGGAGAGGGACGCGGAGGCCGGCGACGAGAAGGCCGCGGCGGAGCAGGGCACCGCGGGCCUGGUGCCGGCGCCGACGGCGAUGCCGCCGACGAGCGUGAUGACGCGGCUCAUCCUCAUCAUGGUGUGGCGCAAGCUCAUCCGCAACCCCAACACCUACUCUAGCCUCAUCGGCCUCAUCUGGUCCCUCGUCUGCUUCCGGUGGAACUUCGUGAUGCCGGCGAUCAUCAUGAAGUCCAUCGCCAUCCUGUCCGACGCCGGCCUCGGCAUGGCCAUGUUCAGCCUCGGGCUGUUCAUGGCGCUGCAGCCGCGGAUCAUCGCGUGCGGGAACAAGAGGGCGACGUUCGCCAUGGCCGUGCGGUUCCUGACGGGCCCGGCCGUCAUGGCCGCCGCCUCCAUCGCCGUCGGCCUCCGCGGCACGCUCCUCCACAUCGCCAUCGUGCAGGUACGGCACAGAGACGAUGCCCGACCAACCGAGCCGCACAAACCAAACACAGCACAGGCUUGCACGCUGACAAGAAGCCGCCUUUCGAUGAAAAAAGAAUGGGGGGGACACCGGUCAAGUGGCCGGGCACGCCGAUACGACGCCAUGAACGCAUGCACUCCGCGCUGUUCCCUGCGCCGGGAAAGCGCGGCAAGCGCCCGCUUUCGCUUUCGCUUUACGCUUUCGCACGCAAGAGCACGACGCGCACAGCUUGGCUCUGGUUUGUUUAAGCUGCUCGCUCGUUUUUCUUUUUGCGCAGGCAGCGCUGCCCCAGGGCAUUGUCCCCUUCGUCUUCGCCAAGGAGUACAGCGUGCACCCCGACAUCCUCAGCACGGCUGUCAUCUUCGGCAUGCUCAUCGCGCUGCCCAUCACGCUGGUCUACUACAUCCUGCUGGGGCUGUGAGCUGACGGAGACAUGCGCGGCCGGGCUGCAACACCAUGCCGGCGUGGCGUCGGAGACAGACAGAGGAGGCGACAAGGGAGCUGCAGCGGCUCCAUGCGCCUGCCGGGGACAUGAUGCGUGCUCCUGCACGCCGGAGGCUAAUUACUAGGAUUCUUAAUUAGGUGUAGGGGUCAGAUGGGGUGAGGGGAGGAAUGUUUAGGGCAAGAGUUUGGGUUGGUAAAUCAAUCAAAGGUUGGGGAGGCAGAGGAUCAAUCCGGUUUGGGGAUUUAGAAGGGGUACUCCUGCCAUGUGUGCGUUGGGAGAGGUUUCUUUCCCUGGAGGGAGGGUGGCUGGGCUGUAAAAUGGGUGUCAAUUUGAUGAAAUUAAUGCUAAGAGCUCUUGUUCACCUUA
Hordeum vulgare subsp. vulgare (domesticated barley) is the source of this 2664-nucleotide messenger RNA. RefSeq names its product probable auxin efflux carrier component 1c. Gene Ontology annotation, cellular component: plasma membrane; endoplasmic reticulum. Gene Ontology annotation, molecular function: auxin efflux transmembrane transporter activity. Lineage: Eukaryota; Viridiplantae; Streptophyta; Magnoliopsida; Poales; Poaceae. Bases 207 to 2279 code for a protein of 690 amino acids. The transcript has 5 exons. The record is from RefSeq and is a predicted model, not a curated record. Gene Ontology annotation, biological process: auxin export across the plasma membrane; auxin polar transport.